Messenger RNA from Lepisosteus oculatus (spotted gar), 6249 nucleotides. RefSeq names its product abhydrolase domain containing 15a (gene abhd15a). The record is from RefSeq and is a predicted model, not a curated record. Lineage: Eukaryota; Metazoa; Chordata; Actinopteri; Semionotiformes; Lepisosteidae. Gene Ontology annotation, molecular function: monoacylglycerol lipase activity; short-chain carboxylesterase activity.
GAAGCACAGUGGUAACAAUGACAUGAAGCAGCGUUUUCCCUAUGAGUUGAUCUGGAGUUUACUCAAGACAGAGCAGUGCAGAGUGACCGCUGGAUAAUGAAAGCUCUCUUCUCCACUGCCUGCGCUCCAGUGUGAAAAGCGCACCGGGGGCAGGUGUGAAACCGCUGCCACACCGCAAGUGAGAGAAUCCAGCUGCUGCUCAAAGUGACCAGGCCCUCCGGCCAAAUAUGAGCUCUUCUGGCUCUUGGGGCUUGUGGAGACGGGGAUGGAUCAGCUCGCGUGGAUUUACAGGAAUCCGAGGACAACAGGGCCCCGGGGCAAGCAGUCAUGAAUUGUCACCCUCUACACAAGUCCAGAGAAGUGCUCUGAGCUCUGUAUUUCUGCUAAGCUCUGUAUUUCACUCACAUUACAACAAUAAAAAGCCCCUUUUUUGGCUCACAACAAAGCCAAAUAACUAUGAAUAAAUAAUAUUAAGGAGCUUUUGGAGAAUAGAGGUUUACCAGUAGAAAUGUGGAAGGAGAAGGUCAACUUUGCACUGUGUUCUGGUUUUCCAGACGUCUCUAGAAAGUAAUUUUCACGGCACUCAAUAUGGGCACAAAGGAAGGCAGAAUACAGUGCUGAGUCCAAUUCUCCCCAGUCCCUCAGAAUAGCAAAGGACAAAAAUCUCCUUGUGAAACUGCGUGUUCAAGUAUUAUUUGCAUAUUGUGUGGAAUUUGUUUUUUAAAUCCGUCGCAUCGUCCACUGAAGAGCUCAGAACAAGACUGGAAGGCUUCACUGAGGACAGCCAGAGAGUCCCAGCGUGAUUCCUUGUGGUUUGAAAACAGAAGGUUGUUACUGGUAAAUUAAUCUUGAAAUGCUUUUUAGAUAAAAGCGAAGUAAACCAAUUGCCUCUACCGCUAAUGGCGCCUCGUUACCAAUUGUAUUUAAUUAAGAUGAGUAAUUUACAAUGAUGCAGCAUGUAGCUGUCCACACAAACGGGUGUAAUUCACUACAACUGGUUUUUACCUUCACAUUCUGCGGGGCACAUAUCAUCUUGGAAACUGAACACGUUUGAUUUGGGUUAAAUGGCUUCAAACUGAAUUUUGUAUAGCCAUCGUAUUUUGUGAUACGUUUUCUGUGCACGACAGGCUAUACGUUCUCGUACUGUACAUCAGUGUACGGGUUUUGUACAUAAAAGCAAUGCGAACAAUAGUCCAUCCCCGUAAGGCAUCACAUUAACACAUUUUGACAACAUAAUUUGUCAAAAUUUAAAAAAAACAGAACAAUGGUAUGAAUUUGGAGUAAAAGGCGUGUCUGCUAUUUUUAAGCGUUACAAGAAUAAAGGUCCGUGCUAUUUUUACAUCGAUUGAUCUCUGCUGUUCAAAUCCCAUUGUUUUGUUUUAGAAUUGCAGCAGUCAGUUCCUGACCCGUGGUCUGUUGUUUGUCCUAUUAUUAAACUAUUGUUUAUUUGCUAAUGUGUUAUUCCCUUAGAGCCGCACAUUACUUGUCACCUGACGAGCACUGACACGUCAUUUUUAAACAGUGAAAAUGAUUAUAAAUAAUAGCUAUAAUAUAGCUAGACUAUAUAAAGCUUAACAAGAUUAAGAUCAGCGCUAAUCCAUUUGUCUUCCCUGGUUCCUGUGACUUAUUUCUGACAAGAAAAAGAUCAACUUGAAGAUAAACUUUCAUUUACGCAACACAUUUUACAAGACCUCCUUUCUUUUGCUCGAUAUGUACAGUAAAUGUCUGCUCCAAGGGAAAUAGACAACUAUCGACUGGUUUAAAUUAAAUUAUGUUUUGGUAGACACCUGAAUUAUGAUAAUCGAUGCAAUUCCAUUUCAGAAAAACCCUCCAUCGUUGUGAGCCAAUUCACUUUGCCCUUCACGAACCAUUAUGAACAAUUCACGCCUAAUAGAGAAAGCAGAUUGUCGAGCAUUUCUUUCUGCGGAGAUCAGUUUUCUCCCUUUUGUUGUAGCUGACUUAUCAGGUGCCCCGCUUCAAAUUGAAUUGCACCUGUUUGCACUUUGCAUAGAAGCAACACCGCAUUUAGAUAACUAUAAAUAAAACUGAAAUAAAGGUUAACCAUCUGCAAACGCUUUUGCACACCACGAUUAUGAGAUAUUAGAGGAAAUCACGGCGGGUUUAGUACUGAUCAUGAGGAAAUACACAGAAAUCUAUUUUACUCAAGCGGCUUAAAUUCUCCGCCUUAAGGACGGGCGCUGUGCCUGCUGUUCACCGGAGGUUCAAGUAAACCUUGAACCUCCCGAGCGGUUACUGACGCCGAGUGCUCGCAGCAUCUUGGUCUAUAAAAGCAAAGUCUGAAGCGAAAGACAUGUGGCCCCAGCUAGAUUCAAACUUGGGAGGAAAGCGAGCGCAGUGGAAUCACCAUCACCAUCGCCUUUAAAACCUCCCUAUGACAGUCUUUCUGAUUGUAUCAGUAACUCACGGGGGAUUUAAGGCUAGUGGACGUGGGGAAAGGGGUGGUCAUGAUUUGUCACUCUCCUGUGAGGCACAUUUUCACGCCUUCUUCUCGAAGUUGAGCAAUGAAAACUGGCUCCGCGCCUGUGUUUAUAGUGCGACAUUUGCGUUCUGGGCAGGCGGAGGAUAGCCGCUCGCACCGAGAGCCCCCCCUUGCCUCCGUCACCCGCCGACACGAUCUUAUCAAUCUUAAUAUUAUCAGCAAUUUGCGCUAUUGAUACCUGCCAGAUGUCAGCCUCCGCCGCCGCGACACCCUAUGGGAUGCAGAAGCGUAACUCUUGUGCGCGGAGGAUGUUGUACGAAGUGGAUCUGAGUAUCAGUUUGAAGAGGCUGUCGACUUCUCAGACCCUUUCAACGUCGUUCAAUUAAGCAGAACGCUGUGCGCCGCUGUCGGGCUCAAAUCAGCUGAUGUGUGCUGGAGUGACUCUGUACCGACCUCGCUCAUGAAUUUAGUGGACAAGGAAGGGAGGCAACCGCAGUAAAAAAAAAAAAAUCAGUCUCACGGAUGCCUUUUGCUCCGAGUUGAGAAAACCGCUUGGCCAUUUCCACCGGGCUUAGUGUUUUCCACUACUCUGGAGUUAAACCGGAGCUCGGCGAGAAAGUAAAAGCACACCGCGGGUUUCUUUGGCAAAAACUAGAUUCAUGGCUUUCGUUUGUGUCUGUAUGAGCACUCGGUGAAAGAACCUACAGACGCGGUUGCACUUCUUAUUUAUUUUUUUCCUGCGGAAGAAAUUUUCUUAGCUGGGCGAACUAUUUCGGUGCACACACCGCAAGCGGCGAUCGACUUGCUCAGACGCACCCGCCCGCCGUCGUCUCCGUGAGAUGCUAGAGUGGUUCGCUGCCGUUUUCGUCUUGAUAGCGGUGGCCUUGCUCUGGCCUGCCAAGCGGUACUUUGGAUUUGAACCCUGGCCGGGCGUCCUUCUCGGCGGGCUGGGGAGGAAGACGGCGCGGCGCCCGUCCAGAGAGCUGGACAGGUGCGUUUCCGACCCCUGUCCGGCGGCGGGGGCGCCAGCUGGAGAGGAGCCGGUGUCGCUGAUAUGCAAGCCUUCCGCCCUCGCCAACUACCUCCUCAAGCACUGUGUCACUUUCAGCAAUUUCGCGACGGCUCUGACUUGGAGCUGGAGAGCCAGCCCGUUCCUACAGACCGUCUUCAGCGCCUGCUGGCCGCUGGAGAGCUCCGUGCACUUCAUGCGAGAGUACCUGCAGCUGAGUGACGACGGGCUGGUGGCGCUGGACUGGGCGGUGGCGGGCUCGGCGCACCACCGACGGCGGAGAACAUCCAGCAACUCCACCAGUCCUAUCCUCCUGGUCAUCCCGAAUUCCUUUGGCAAAAUCACCAGGAAUGUCUUGAAGCUCUGCCAGGUGGGCCUGGCUCAUGGCUACCUCCCCGUGGUCUUCAGCCGGCGCAGCCAGAACGGGACCCCCCUCAGCACCCCCCGGCUGCAGCAGUUCGGCGACCCCGCCGACCUCCGGGAGGCCGUGCGGUACAUCCGGUACCGGCAGCCCGCGGGCCGGCUGUACGCGGUGAGCGAGAGCACGGGCGCGGGCCUGCUGCUGUCCUACCUGGGGGAGUGCGGCUCGUCCAGCUACGUGACCGCCGCCGCCUGCCUGUCGCCCAUCUUCCGCUGCCAGAGCUGGUUCGAGAGCGGCCCCCCCUGGCCCUUCCGCUGGGCCCUGCUGCUCUAUCAGAAGGCCUGCCUCAGCAGGUACAAGACGGCGCUGGGCGACAUGGUCCAGAUGGACAAGCUCUUCUCCAGCUGCUCCCUGCGGGCCCUGGAGGAGGCGCUGUUCUGCCACCCCGCGCUGACAGGCGGGUGGGAGGCCUACUGGGAGCGGAACGACCCCCUGCGGGACGUGGACGAGGUGGCGAUCCCCGUGCUCUGCCUGUGCAGCCGCGACGACCCCGUCCGGGGCGCCCCCGCCGCCACCCUCCCCUUUGAGCUCUUCGAGACCAACCCCCACUUCUUCCUGCUGCUCACGGCGCAGGGCGGGCACUGCGGUUUCUCCACGCCCGGGGAGGAGGGCGCCCUCCAGUGGAGCCACCAGGCGCUGCUGGAGUUCUUCCGUGCCACCACGGACUUCUUCGCGGCCGAGGAGCGGUCCAAGCAGGCGGCCCGCCGCAGGGGGCUGGGGGGCGGCACCAACGUCAGGGCCUUCCGCCACCGGAGCGUCAGCACCUGCAAGAGGGUGCCGGCCUGCUCCCAUAACAUCCAUGCCAUCUUCAGCUGGCAGAGGUCCUAUACUAGAUGAUGCCUGGUGCCACUGGCAAAUGCGCUACUGAAGGCCUCCUUAGAGGGUGGCAGCGGACAUUCUGGUCUUGCACGUGGGCAGAGACCCGGGAUCGAAAAUAGGAAUGGGAGACCUGAUUCCCAAAGGAAUGCGCCAUGGUGCCGGCAAGCACACCUUUCCCAGCCUGCGAAUCCGGGGUUGUCACGCUGCCGGUCACUCUCCUGACUGCCUUACCCGCAAGUGGGUAGGUCACACCGCCACCUGGCAGAUGCAUCAUGAAGCUAAAGCCCAGGGAAACUUCUUUUUUGUUUGAAACCAAAUAAAUUCCUCUGCUGGAUAUGGCCACAUCUAUCUUGUCCUCAGAGGGCAGGGAGUUCAGUUCACGUUUACCAAAAAAUAAUCACCAUCACAAAGGCGAAGAAUGAACGUGGAAGUUGUUUUGACCUCAUUUCAAGGUGUUUCUGUUUUCUGACCAUUUUACCAGAAUUAAGUUUGACACCAUAGCUGAAAAUGGGACACUCAUUUUUCGCUCUUGGGGUGAGGGGUCCUGCAGCUUGCGCCCCUGCAGAUUUUUUUUUUUUCUGGGCCUGAUCCACAGCUCAUUUCUCAAAAUGGCUGGGACCUGAGACAGUCCUUUCACCCAGGACUCUCCAGACACAAACAGGUCUUGGACACUACUAAGACACUAGAGAACAAACUGAGAUUUGGGGUGUGUGAAUUAAUGAGGGCUGCAGUUAGCACACUAGGGAGUACAUACUGCUGUUGCUCUCAUGAGCAAGGUACUCGCAUUCCUCAUUGCAGUACAAAUGACCACAAAUAUUCUGUAAGUUGCUUUAUUGUGGAAUGUGGAAGGAAAAAAACAUAAUUAAGACACAAGACUGAAUUACAAAAUACUGGGCGAUGAUAGACUAAAUUAAAAAAUAAGUGAAUUUAUGUCCAAAUUAUGCUGCAGUGAUGAAUUGGUUACAAGUACAGAAUACUUGACAGUGCUCUGACUUUGGAGUUCUCCAGUGCUUGUUUUAAUGAUGAAUUUUGAAUAGUUUUGUUGAGAUAGCUGCUGUGCAGUUAGAUGCUGUGGCUUACAUGGGUGUGGAUGGUAGCCUUCAACUACGACAAUGUGUACAUGAGCUUGGAUUUCGCACUGGCCCAUGAUCACUAGGCAGGAAACGUCCUCUCUUUGAGAGAGUGGUCACAGAAGCAUUGAAGCGAAUCAGGAAAAGGAAUUUCUUCUUCUUGGAAAAAUUCACUUAAAAAUGGAAUAGUAAUUUAGUAAUAAUUCGAACUAUUCCAUCUGCUUCAAAUAACUGUGAUCGGCGCUGCAGUAUUAAUGAGAGAGCAAUGUAUAUCUUACCACAGUGGAAAGACUCUUGGGAAAAUAUGUGUAAUACUGUUUGGUAGAUAUGGGUGUAGCCAGCAUGUUUUAUUUUUAAGUCUUGUUUCUUAACCCAGGUUUGUAUGCAAACAUGUAUUUUUGAAAGAACUGUGUUUGUGAACAGUUUUUCCUCCCUUUGUACUGUUUUGGAGACUUUUGUGUACUUAAUAAAUGAAACAUAUUUUAAAAAA